This is a messenger RNA of Aureobasidium vineae, 1854 nucleotides long. Lineage: Eukaryota; Fungi; Ascomycota; Dothideomycetes; Dothideales; Saccotheciaceae. The record is from the annotation of a GenBank genome assembly.
AUGCCGCACUCCAAAUACGACAGCCCCGACAAUAACGCCCACGGCGUUCAAAUCUUCAAUCCAUUCUUCACCGACAACGUCCGACAUGGCUUCAACCGUAAACCCACUCCGCCCACCGCUAUCGACAGGCAGGAUGUUAUCAGACGUUUAAAGACAAGAGGAAAUGUCGAGACACAUCAGGAGCGACCACUGUCUCCCACGCGGAUACUUCUAGACCACGACAGCAAUGCCCUAGGUCUCGACAUCCCACGACCGCGUUCCGCCUUACACCGUGGUGACUUUAGAGAAGACGAUGACUCGCAACACACUAUUGCAACGUCCCCCAUAGUGCCAUGGCAUACUCAGUCGCAACUCUUGCAACGUCCGAGAGCUGCAUCCCAGGCUUCCUUAUCUGGCAGCUUCUCUUAUCAGCCGCCCACAAGUCCGCUCGUCCACCAAGCGAAUGCCAACGACAUGCCCGACCACGACUUACCCCAGUUCACCCCGACAAGGAAUCCACAUGCACCCUUGCACCGUCAUUCCUCGUUGCGUGCUUUUCCUUAUCAAGCACAUCAGCCUCGCCGCUCUAUCGGCUCAAUAUCCUCUUUGACACAAUCACCAUUCCUCUCGGCUCGACGUCCGUCCAUCUCGGAUGCUUCACCNCUACAACACGCCCCCAUGGUUGGUUCGUACGAGGAGAGCAUCCUCAGNGGUCGCAUGUCUACAACCCCGUCAAAGCCCCUUGACUUUGUCGCUCAGAUCGGCGUCCUCGGAAAAGGUGACUGCAAGCCAAGCCUGAAAUGUCCGCCUCACGUCUCCAUACCAUUUCCAGCAGUCUUUUACAGCUAUGCGUCUGGAACCACUACGGACCCAGAACCGAGUCCCUACGUCGGCAUGCUUGAUUUGGAGAACGCCUCGAAAAAGGCCGAGGAUCCAGAGGCUGCUACGGCACGCCGACGACGAAAACAUCAUCAAGACCAAGAACACAGCAAAAACAAUCCACAAAGCUUAACAGAGACCAGCAAUCUGGACCACGACAAGACUCAUCGACGUCAGCACAAGCUCCAUAAGCGAUCAAGUACAACAACACCGGUCGGAUCCUAUCGCAUUCCAGAAGUCGGUCAGCUGCAAAUCGUCAUCAAGAAUCCCAACAAGACUGCCGUCAAGCUCUUCCUCGUUCCUUACGACCUUUCGGAUAUGCCNCCUGGUACAAAAACAUUCAUUCGCCAGCGCUCAUACUCUGCUGGUCCCAUCAUUGAUCAGCCAAUCUUCAACCUAGCCCGCUUCCCAGAUGUCAGCAUCACCGAGAAACCAAUUCUUAGGUACCUGAUUCACUUGCACAUAUGCUCGACACAGAAAGGACGAUACUAUCUUUAUGGUGGCACAAGAGUGGUCUUCGCGAACCGAGUACCAGAUGGGAAGGAAAAGCUGCGCACAGAGAUGCAAAUGCCCGAGCCAAGAUAUUCUGUCUGGAAGCCAGCUGCUGCUGCGAUAGAUACAAUCGAUGUGGCGGCCAAGGCAAAGGAAGAUGCAAAGAGACGCCGCAGCGCUGUCUUCCCCUCGCACUCUUCCUUCGACAUGUUCCCUCAUCCUUCUUCUGGUUCAGUCGACAGUACAGCUUCUUUCCAACACUUCUCUCUCAGGCCUCAGCACGAGCAUUUGCCAACACUGGAAAGCCGACCACAAAGUCGUGGCGAUAUGGACAUCGAUGCCGCACCUACCAACUCAUUCAACAGCAUAGCGUGGGAAAGAGAAGGAAGAGGAGAAGAAGCAUUUGUCUUUGGAAGACGAGAUGGUAGUGUCGACGUCAAGACACGACAGGAGAGUCUGCUAAGCAGAAAACUCAGAGAUCUGGAAGUCAGGGGACGCAAAUGA